This is a messenger RNA of Rotaria sp. Silwood2, 2364 nucleotides long. The record is from the annotation of a GenBank genome assembly. NCBI's taxonomy places the organism in Eukaryota, Metazoa, Rotifera, Eurotatoria, Philodinida, Philodinidae.
AUGAAUAACAGUACAUGGCAGCAUCCAUAUGUCAAUAUUUUCAAACAUUUUGAUAUUGGUUCAACCAAAAAAUGUGCCAAACAAGGCGAUGUUACUGCUCUUAUGGAUCGUGAUUUAAAAUCAACUGUAUUUCGUAUACGUGGUCUUGUUCCAGCAAAUAAUUAUAUACAAUUCCCAGCACAAAUAUCAAAUCAAAAUCUUGCCUUAACAGGUCAUUUAUUUUAUGUAUUAUUUCGACCAAUAUAUGAUAAAUUUUUUUCUAUUCAUAUUGAUAUUCUCACACAUGAACAACAUGUUGUACGUAUAUCAUUAUCAAAUUUAUUUCGUGAAUUUAAAACAACACAAACAUGUAUACAAUUUCCAUAUACAUCAACAAAUACAAAUAUACAUUGGACAAUGUUAUGUUUUGAUUUAGAAUCAAUAUUAUUAACUUAUAUGACAAAUCAACAUUAUCAUAUGAUUAAAUCAUUUCAAUUAUGUGGAAAUAUGAUGGUUAAAAAUUGUUUUUCAUCUCAAUUUUUCUAUGAACCUGGAUCAUGUAAUCAUAAAAUAAAACAAAAUGGCUCAAAACUAUCUUGUAUUCGUUCAUUACCACGUGAAUUAUCAUUUCCUAUUGGUAAAGAUGAAUCAUGGCAUGAUAAAUAUGAUUUUAUCAUGAUACCAAAUUCAUCAUCAUCACCAUCAUUAAUCGAUCAGAAUUCAAAUGAAACAUUGAAUACAAUUGGAAAUGUUCAUAUACAAACAUCAAGAGAAUUAAAUAUAAAUGAUGAAUCAAUUAGUCAAUCAUUAAUAAAUUCAGCAAUUAAUACACAAAAUACAAUUUCACCAAGAGAUAAUCAGAAUAAUUGGCAAACAAAUAUUACUUCUGUCGAUGGUUUUCCAUCAUUACCUACAAUGCAUGAAUCUUCGUUACCUUUGACUUCAUCAUCACAUCAUAAUGAUGAUGGUAUUCAUCUUUUUGUUAAUCCACAAUCAAUUCCAUCGACUAAUUCAAUUCAUGAUGAUUUUAAUUUUGAUGUUGCUCUUACAACUGAUCGUUCUCAACUAUCUCAUUUACCUGAUCCAAUACUUCGUUUACGUACUGUUAUUGGUUUAGGUAAUCGUAUAAGUAAUUCAACAAAUUUAUUAUGGACACAAGAUGGUAAUUAUAUACUUUAUCCAUCAAAUGCUAUUGUCGUUCAAAUGAAUGUUGAAACUCAACAACAAUGGUUUUUUGUUGGACAUACAGAUAAAGUUAGUGCUAUUGCAUUUAAUGGAAAUUCUUCAUUAUUAGCAACAACACAAACUGGACCAAAUGGUAUUCUUCGUUUAUGGAAAUUCGAAACUCGUCGUUGUAUUUGUGUUGUUCGUGUACCAGGUACAUGUAAUUUACAUGCACUUGAUUUUGGUAUUCGAAAUUUAUCAGAUUCUUCUUCAACACUUGUUGUUGUUGGUUAUGGUGAACAACCACAACAAUCACGUACUGUCGUUUGUGUUUAUAAUACAUUAAAUGCAUCUAAAGGUUCAAUUGAAUUAAUAUGUAAAACAACAACAGAUGCUUCAAUAACACAUAUACGUUUUGUUCCAUAUGAUUCAACAAGAUUUCUUUCAAUUGGUUUGGAUAAUAUACGUUUUUGGCGUAUUAAAAAUGGUAAUGAUUUAAAAUCUAUGAGUAUAUCUGUUGAUGAUAUUGAUCAAUUAGAAUAUACAGAUUUACAAUUUGAACAUUUAUCAAAUAAUAAAUUAAAUGAAUUAAUUGUUUAUAUAUCAUCAAAAAGUGGUCAUAUACUUGAAUUAUUAUAUGAUGAAAGACGUAUUAUUAAAAUUCAUCGUUUAUUACCAAUAAAACGUUCAAAUGGUUCAACUGAUAAAAUAACAAUGGCUAAUGGACCAUCAAUUGGUAUAUGUGCAUUUACAUGUACAAGUAAUUUUUCUAUAACUGGUUCUAAUGAUGGAUAUGUUCGAGUUUGGUCAAAUGAUUUUACUCAUGUUUAUAUUGAAGCUAAACAUGAUCAAGCUAUAUGUGGUUUAAUGACAUCACAUGAUCAAACACGUGUAUUAAUUUCAACUGUAUAUGGUACACUUGGAAUAUUAAAUCUUGUUAAUAAAGAACAUAUAAAUUUAAUACGUGCACAUACACAAUAUGUAACAGAUAUUGAUUAUGAUGAUACAAGAAAACAAAUGAUUAGUGUUGGACAAGAUGGAACUAUACGAAUAUGGUGUUUUCGUACUGGUAAACAAUUAUCUGAAUUUACUGCUGAACGUGAAACACCCGUAAUUGUAACAUAUGCACCAAAUCGACAAACAUUUGCUUGUGGUUUUGAUAAUGGAACUAUUAAAGUUUUUGAAUUGAAUACAUCGAUUAUAUCAGCUGAAAUUACGUAA